This is a messenger RNA of Diorhabda sublineata, 693 nucleotides long. Its product is annotated as piggyBac transposable element-derived protein 4-like. The transcript has a single exon. The record is from RefSeq and is a predicted model, not a curated record. The coding region runs from base 1 to 693 and encodes 230 amino acids. NCBI's taxonomy places the organism in Eukaryota, Metazoa, Arthropoda, Insecta, Coleoptera, Chrysomelidae.
AUGGUAGAUGCAAGUCCGUAUUUAGGAAUAAAGACCAGUACAAAUGGUUUGCCACUUGCUAACUAUUUUAUGACGGAGCCUACAAAAUCCAUCUAUGGAAGUAAUAACAAUGUCACCGUGGAUAAUUGGUUUACUUCAGUUAGUUUGGCUGAUGAACUACUCAAAGAUCCAUAUAAACUAACAAUAAUUGGAACGCCCAGAAGUAAAAAAAAGGAAAUACCACCAGUACUGCUGCCUACAAGACAGAGAAAUGCAAAUACAUCAAUGUUUUGUUAUGAUCAGGAGAAGGUGUUACUUUCGUACGUGUCUAGAAAGCAGAAGGUUGUACUGCUAUUGUCUACAAUGCAUCAGGUAGGUGAAAUUUCAGAAGAAACAGGAAAACCUGCGAUUGUUCAGAAUUACAAUGAAACUAAAGUUGGUGUCGAUACAUUCGACCAAUUGUGCACCAACAUGAGCUGCAGCAGAAAAACUAAAAGAUGGCCCCUGUGUGUUGUGCUAUAUGUUAUGAUCAAUAUGGCCAACAACAACUCCUUUGUGAUUUAUUCGAAUAAUACUUUAAAAAGGGGAGAGAAAUCCCUUUCGCGAUACGCGAUAGAUUUGAGUCGCCGCCUUGCUGAUGAGAAGAUUAGCGGCACCAAUUUUGAUGUGAAAUAUCCGCCAAGAAAUUGCUCUAAUUUUGAAUAUUCAAAAUGA